Molecule: messenger RNA, 471 nt
Organism: Medioppia subpectinata
Lineage: Eukaryota; Metazoa; Arthropoda; Arachnida; Sarcoptiformes; Oppiidae
Source: the annotation of a GenBank genome assembly
AUGAAAUUUUCCAACUCAAGUCCGCCUCCGGCUAUAGCCUCACAUCACGGGAAUAAUGGAAAUAAUGGGAACACAACGUCGGACACCACUGGCGGUGGCGUCGGAGCCGACUUCAACCCGACGGCCGCCUAUUUAUGGCUUCUGUCGCAACAACAACAGCAACAGAUCCCAAACUCAGCCGCACUUAACCUCAGUUCCCGUAACGCAAGCGUCAACAGCACCGGCAAUAGCGCCGUCACUAACACUAACUCUGUUAACAAUAAUAUCGGAAACAGUAUGACAUGUGGAAGAGGGGGCGCGAGUGAGACGGCCAGCAAUCGCAACAGCUCUACAACACCUCCACAUCCACAGCAACAGCAGAGCCAACAACCGGAACAUUGUUUGGAGACUUUGCUUAGAAAUAUUGAGGGACUUCUAGCCAUCGCUGCACACAAUGCUCGCCAACAACAGACACAACUCCACCUUCAAAAA